Molecule: messenger RNA, 1098 nt
Organism: Neomonachus schauinslandi (Hawaiian monk seal)
Lineage: Eukaryota; Metazoa; Chordata; Mammalia; Carnivora; Phocidae
Gene: EXOSC5
Product: exosome component 5
Exons: 6
Coding region: 56-763 (235 amino acids)
Biological process (GO): U4 snRNA 3'-end processing; nuclear mRNA surveillance; rRNA catabolic process
Cellular component (GO): nucleolus; nuclear exosome (RNase complex); cytoplasmic exosome (RNase complex)
Source: RefSeq, a predicted model, not a curated record
GCGCGCGCUUUAGGGCGGAAGCGAGAGUCCGCGGCUGCACGUGGGCUCUGGGGCGAUGGAGGGGGCGAUGCUGCCUGACGCCAAGAUCCGCACUGAGUCCGGAACAGAGUCCGGCCCACGGGGCCCGGGCUGCAGCCUCCGGCACUUUGCGUGUGAACAGAACCUGCUCUCCCGGCCUGACGGCUCUGCCUCUUUCCUGCAAGGGGAUACAUCGGUCCUGGCAGGCGUGUAUGGGCCAGCCGAGGUGAAGGUCAGCAAAGAGAUCUUCAACAAGGCCACCCUGGAGGUGAUCCUGCGGCCGAAGAUCGGGCUGCCUGGCGUUGCGGAGAAGAGCCGGGAGCGGCUGAUCAGGAACACGUGUGAAGCUGUGGUAUUGGGAACGCUGCACCCCCGCACCUCCAUCACUGUGGUGCUGCAGGUCGUCAGCGAUGCUGGCUCUCUCCUGGCCUGUUGCCUGAACGCCGCCUGCAUGGCGUUGGUGGAUGCAGGGGUGCCCAUGCGGGCCCUCUUCUGUGGGGUCACCUGUGCUCUGAACUCUGACGGCACCCUCGUGCUGGAUCCCACAGCCAAGCAAGAAAAGGAGGCCCGGGCCGUCCUGACCUUUGCGCUCGACAGCGUGGAAUGGAAGCUGCUGAUGUCCACCACCAAGGGGCUCUACUCCGAUGCUGAGCUCCAGCAGUGCCUGGCCGCGGCCCAGACUGCCUCACAACACGUCUUCCGCUUCUACCGGGAAUCGCUGCAGAGGCGUUACUCCAAGAGCUGAGACAAGCCGGGGCAGGGCGCCCCUCCCGCGACUGCCGCCGCCCCCCACUACCUCCGCGGAAGAUAAACCAGCAGCUGGCCUCGCCUCUCAGUCCCUGUGCACCCGGAUGCGCUUGUGGGCCUGGGGGCACGGACCCACCUUGCCCCCCCCGAAAGCCUUUCCGACUGGGAAACCCCCCUUCUCCACCCGCCAGUCUGACCGAUACCUGUGGGGCACCCGGGGUAAAGAAUGACCCCCCCCUCACCCCAGGUCCCAGGUUCAAGGAGCAGCAGGGUGAGGGGCAAAGAAAAUCAGCGUUUGUCAGGUGGUGGUAAAUGCUAUGAAGAAAGCGAAGA